GAGGAUUUUAAUAUUGUCUUAAGAGUCAACAAGGAAAGGGAUUGGCUUUAGUUUGGGUUUAGAUUGGGUUUUAAUUCAGGGGAUAUGUAGAACAGGUCUUGAUCACAAAGCAGAGAGUAGAAAGUGUCAGCGAUGAGAUGAAUGUGUAUCGAGGAAGGGGUGCAAGAAGAGGGAAUAGGAAAAAUGUAAAAGGGGAGUAUAUGUAGUAGACUCAUAACACAGGAAUAUAAAGAAAUUUGUGUAACAGAGAUAGUAUGUAUUGGGGAAGGUCAGAUAGGGUAUGUUAGAGCCAGGUGUUUGUCAGGCAAGUGGUAUGUUUGUAUAAAGAUAGGAUGCAUGUGGGAGGUGGACCCCAGAUGAAAGGACUUGUGGGGGGAGUAUGUAUUUGAAUAUGGAUCUAUUAGGGAUGGGACUGCAAAUGAAUAUGGAGUGUGUCCUUGGGAGUCCCUAGGAUGAUAUGUGUAGAUGGAACUUAGGUAAGGUAGGGGGUUUGUUAGGGGGAAAAGUAGUUUAUCUGGACAUAGGUGUUUCAAAGAUGGGUUGUGGAAAUGUACUCUAGGUAAGGGUGUGUGCAUAUAUCUAUGAGUUUAUUUGGAUAUAGGGCUAUCUGCCAAAGGGGUGUGUGUGUGUGUGGGUGUGGGUGUGGGUGUGUGUGGACUCCACUAGAGCAGAGGGUGGGGGUGUCGGACUGAAGAGUUUGAACAUGGGGAGGGGCGGAUUCCCCGUGGGAAAGUAUGAGUUUGAUCAGGUGGGGAUAAGGUGAAUGGAGAAGGGAAGCCCCGUAGGAGAGUGUGUUGGGGGACAUUAGAGAGGGAAUUAUAAGGGGAAGAGGGUGUGGAGGGGUGGGUAAGGGGGGAGGGGAUAGACUCCGGGGCAGAGGGUGCGUGCACUGAACUGGAUGGGGUGCUAGUGUGAGGGGGAACUGGGGGGGGGGGUGUUCAGGUCCGUGGCAGCAGCGCCUCGGGGGCGCCCCCUGUCGCCCGCGGGCCCUGCCUUCGCGCCCCGGAGCCUACUGUCCGCCGCCGGUCUGCCUUCUGCUGCCGCAGCUACCGUCUUUGUCCUCCCGGCUGCCGCCGCCGCCGCCGCCCCCCCACAAUGCUAGUUUAGCCCCGAGCCCUCGGCGGCGACGGCGGCGGCGGCUCCAAGAUGGCGCAGACAAUCUUCGAGGCGCUAGAAGGAAUAGAUAACCAGACUGUCCUGGCAGUUCAGUCACUGUGGGAUGGACAAGGGACAGUUCCUGACCCAACUACUCAAAGUGUCAACACUCCUACCACCAUCCAAUCCUUAGAUGAUGAAGAUGUCUUUCUCUGUGGGAAGUGUAAAAAGCAAUUCAACUCAUUACCAGCAUUCAUGACCCACAAGCGGGAGCAGUGUCAGGGGAGCGCCCCUGCACUGGCUGCUGUCUCCCUGGCCACCAAUAGCAUCUAUGCGCCCUCCGUCACAUCUGUGCAACAGGCUCCGCCAGCCAAUCGCCAGCAGAUCUCUACAUAUAUCACAGUGCCCCCAUCUCCUCUGAUCCAGACUCUGGUACAAGGGAACAUUUUGGUGAGUGAUGAAGUGCUGAUGUCAGCCAUGUCAGCCUUCACAUCACUGGAUCAGCCAAUGCCCCCUGUACAGUCCCCUGUGCAGCCUCCCGUGCAGAGCAGCCUGAGUAUGCACUCAGGUCCUGGUUACCUCCCUCAGCCUCCACCCCCUCCCCCACCCCCUCCGCCAUUGGCCCCUCCUCCUCCCCCGCACCCCCCGCCCCCGCCCCCGCCUCCUCCACAGAACCUCGGGGCUCCAGGACGUCCCAGCACGGGGAGCAAUGGAGUAGUAGAGGUUUACAACGCCCCUGCCCCCCUGGCAGGAAGCAACGUGGUGGAGAUACAGGCUCUGGGCAUGCAGCCCUACCCUGCCAUGGAGGUUCCAAACCAGUGUGUGGAGAAUUCUGUGUACCCCAGUCCCCCUGUAUAUAGCCCUGGGAAACAGGGCUUCAAACCCAAAGGACCGACCCCACCUGACCCCUUGACCAACACCACCAGUGGUAAUGUGGCUGCUUUCAAUUCCCCUUCCACAUUGAAGACCCGGCGUCCCAAAAGUGAUGGUGGACUCCAAGAAGGGAAACCCAAGUGCCAGAAACUCAAGUGUACCUACUGCAACAAAACCUUCACCAAGAACUUUGACCUGCAGCAGCACAUCCGAAGUCACACAGGGGAGAAACCCUUCCAGUGCAUUGUCUGUGGCCGGGCCUUUGCACAGAAGUCAAAUGUCAAGAAGCACAUGCAGACCCACAAAGUGUGGCCACCAGGGCAUGGGGGCACCAUCUCUCGAAACUCAGUGACGGUCCAGGUUAUGGCCCUGAACCCCACCCAGCAAGAGAAUGAAGAAGACUCAGGGAUCAGCCAGCCCCCCAGGAGCGUGCCCCAGCCUCAGGUCUUGGCUUCCGCUGAGGAAAGUGAGGCAGGGAAACUGGACGCCAAGCAGGUGGUCCUCAUUGACAGCUCUUACCAGUGUCAGUUCUGUCCAAACAAGUUCAGUACCUACUUCCAGCUCAAGUCACACAUGACCCAGCAUAAGAAUGAGCAGGUGUAUAAGUGUGUCGUGAAGAGCUGUGCCCAGACGUUCCAGAAGCUAGACAUGUUCCUGGAGCACAUCAAGAGCCACCAGGAGGAACUGAGCUACCGGUGUCACCUGUGCAGCAAGGACUUCCCCUCCCUGUAUGAGCUGGGUGUGCACCAGUACUCCCACAGCCUCCUGCCUCAGCACAGCCCUAAGAAGGAUGUCACAGUCUACAAGUGUGUCAAAUGUGUCAAUAAAUACUCUACCCCCGAAGCUCUGGAGCACCAUCUCCAGACAGCAACUCACAACUUCCCCUGUCCACACUGCCAGAAGGUGUUCCCCUGUGAGCGGUAUCUUCGACGUCAUCUGCCCACCCAUGGCAGUGGGGGCAAGUUUAAGUGCCAGAUAUGUAAGAAGUUCUUCCGGAGGGAGCACUACCUCAAGCUGCAUGCCCACAUCCAUUCUGGUGAAAAGCCCUUUAAAUGCUCUUUAUGCGACUCGGCCUUUAAUCGGAAGGAUAAGUUGAAGCGACAUAUGUUGAUCCACGAGCCAACCAAGAAAUAUACAUGCCCGUUCUCGACGCACACAGGCUGCAGUAAGGAGUUCAAUCGGCCAGACAAGUUGAAGGCUCAUAUCCUUUCCCAUUCGGGGAUGAAGAUCCACAACUGCCAGUUCUGUAGCAAGUGCUUUAGCCGCCGGGCCCAUCUUGUGGAACAUCAGCGCUCCCAUACUGACAACUACAAGUACCGCUGCUCCAGCUGCGGCAAGGGCUUCACACGUAACAAGUACUUGAAGGAGCACCGGUGCAGGCUGGGCCCACUCAAGGACAAAGACCCCCAGGCUUGCCGACCCCAGAAGCAGCGGGGGACUCGGGGUCGCAAGGCCUCCCCGCCUGACCCAUUGGGCCUGGAAGAACUCAAGGGCAGUACUGAGGGGGCUGAGGGGGCUGGCUCUAGCAAAGACCCCUUCCCAGAGUCAGAUGCGGUUCUCUCCAUUGUGGUGGGAAGCUCAGUGGGUGAGCCCGAGCUGGUGGUGCCAGGGCACACAGAUGGCAUGGGCCCAAACCUGACCCUGGCAGGACUGCAGUCUGCAGCUGAGGGCCCCUGUGCCAUGCUGGCCGUCCCUGUGUAUAUUCAGACCACCGAGUGACAAGGAGAAAGUGCUGGCUGAACCUGGGUUUAGUGCGGGGGCUCAGUUCCCCAUCACUGCUGCUGCUGAGUGUCCUGGGCCAUGGGCCCCCUUGUGAGGCACAUAAAGGAGUACUUCUCAGGCUUCUUCCCUGCCCCGAUAGGAGAAGGGGGAGGACAGCAGCUUACUGGGGCCUGUCAAGGCUAUCUAACAUCCCCUUAUGCAAACAGGGUGAAUCCUAGGGAUUGCCUGGGGCCAGCCCAUGCUACUACUCUUGGGUCUGGUCAUGUUCUGGCAGGCUCAGGAGAUGGGACCUGAGAAAUGUGGCACUUGGGUUUGUGAUCCAGUCAGUAUGCCUGGUAUUUGGGCAAAUAGCCUUCAUGAGGGCAGACCAAUGAUCCUUCCUACUGGAAGCAAGUCAACCAUGAAAAUCCUUUUGGAAUGUCAUUUAUAAAUACCUCACAUCCUUUAUGCUGGCUCUUAUAUAGGGAAGUCUUUUGGCUGGCUAGGGUCUAGGAGAGGUUUUAUGAUGCUUUUUUCUCCUGUGACCACAGUUCUCUCAUAAUCUACCAACCUUUGGAGUAGGACAGGUGGAGGUGGGGGCUGAGGAGAUGGGAGAGUUAGAAAGAUGUUAGAAAGCAUGGAUGGAUGGACCCUGAGUCCUGCUGUAGUCUACAGGCCAAUGAUUCAUCUUCCUGUUCCUGAACUCACAUGUUAUAUGGGAUGAAGCAUAAACAUUAAGACAGUCAGGAAGAAGAAACUAUUGUAUAGCCUGCUAUCCUCCUUCUGACCCACCUCUGAGGGAAAUAAGGCAGAAAUCAAGCUAACCCUGAGGCUGGUGGGCAAGGAAAUGGAGGGCACACUUGAGUCACAGUAGCCUGUGAUACCCCUGAGAUCAUAAGCCUCCUCCUCUUGCUCUUCCACCUCCAUCUCUGGCUGUGAGACAGGAAGAAGCUCUAGCUGUAAAAGUGACUUGAUUCCACCAAGAUUUGGUAGCCCUUGUCUUCAGUUAGCCCUGGACUCAAGUGUACUAGAAGGAAUGAGGGAGCAGGCCCAGGAUUCUCUGUGUUGAGGAAGAGGGAAAAGAGGUACUUGAGGAAGAUAGAAUCCAGAGGUUUGGGGGUAAGGUCUCUUAUCUCCUAAUGGAGCCCUUAAAGUCUCCUGCCACAGCCUCCCCCUCCCUUGCCCUGCACUUGGGCUUACAGCUAACUCAGGGUCCCAAGAGCAGCUUUGGCAACUCACAUUUCUGAAUGGAGUAAGGUAAGGGAUUAGUGGUCCUUGUGGAGUGUUCAGUGGAAUAAAUGCAAUUUGAUGAUGGAAAUGCCAACUUCCUUCAAAUGUGAAGGGAAAGACUUAAAGAAUGAAACUCUUGUGUGAUGCAUAGGAUUGGAAAUCUUAAAGAUCAUCUGGUCUGACCCCUCAUUUUUCAGCUGAGGAAAUGGGUACAGAAAGGAUAGGAGUCUAGCCUGGAGUCACACAGAUCAAGUGGUUGGACACAGUUUGACCCCAGGACUUCCGCCUCCAUAUCAUUGUGCCAUGCUGCCUUCCCUUCACAUCCAUCUCAGGCAUGUGAACUUUGGGAGGUAGGGCUGUGAUCUCCUAAGAGUGAGGCCCCAGAGGGCCUAGUGCAGAAUUAGCCCCAGAACGGAGCCACUGGGUGAUGCUGGGCAUCAUCUGGGCUGCUCCUGUUAGAAAGGCAUUUGUCAGCUGAUUUGGAGAUGAGCAAUGAAGAAGUGGGAGGAGUUAAAUAUCAGCCCAUCAUUUAUUAAGUACUUGUUAUUUGCCAGGGACUAUGCAAAAGACACAGUCCUUGUCUUCAAAAAACUUACAUUCUCCUGAGAAGACAAACUUUACAAGACAAGUGAAUACAGGGUGCGUGCUAGAUAAUGAGAGGCAGCCUCCAGAUCUGAGCAGAAAGCUAGAAUUAAGUCUUGCCUUUGGCAUAAAUGGGCUCUGUGACUCUGGAUUAACAUCUCAGCCCCCAAUCUGUCUUUGGUUAGGAAUUGCUUGCCAGAUCUGCAUUGGUAAAUAGUUGGUUACAACAGAGCAAAGACAGAUCCCAGCUUAAGUUCUGCCUCAGGGAUAGAGGAUGCCAAUUACUGGGGGAAUCCCGAAAGCCUUGGGAGCUGAACCUCCAUCUGGGAGCUAGAAGCUCCAAGAGGUGGAGGUAAAGAAGAGAUGACUUGUAAAAACAGGAAUGAAAGUGGAAUGUUUUGGCCAGGGGGCAGAAAGGAGACCUGUCUGGGGAAGCACAGUACAUGUAAGGGGACAUCAUAUAUAAUCAGCCCAGAAAGGUGGAUUUUCUCAGGCUUCAACCCUGCCCCAAUAGGGCAGCUUGUGAGGGUCUAUAAAGGGAAACAGAAUAAUCUAUUUUAUCCCAUAAGCUAAGAAGAGCCAUUGAAGCUUUAGCAGAGGAAUGACAUCAGACUGUGUUUCUGCAACAUAAUUUUGGAACUUGUGUGGAGAAUGGAUGCAAAGAGACCAAAUAAGAAGCUAUUGUAGUAUAGAUAGCUAAUGGGCUAAAGCCCAGAGUCAGAAGACCUGAAUUCAAAUCCAGUCUUACAUACUAGCUCUGUGACUUUUGGGCAAGGAAUAACUUCCUUUUGCCUCAGCUUCCUUGACUGUAAAAUAACACCUUCCAGAGUUGUGAGAAUCAAAUUAACUAAUUUGUAAAACACUUAAAACAGUGCUUGGCACAUAGUUCUGAAAAUGUUAGCUGUAUCUUUAUUGCUAUUAAUGCAGUAAAGAGUAGAUCAUCUACACUAGAGUGGUUAUGGUGUAAAUGGAGGGAUAGAACGGGGAUGGAUAAAAGAGAUGUCGAGGAGGUAGAAAUGACAAAACCUGUCAGCUAAUUGCAUGUGGGAGGUGAGUGAGCAUGAUCAUGAAGGUGGUUGAUAGAUCAAGAGUAUGGCCUUCCCUGUAUGAGCCUGAAGUCAGAUGAAAGCUGAGGGUCAAAUGUUUUGAAGGUCCUCAUUUUAGAGCUGGAAGCACUAUAGAAAUCUAGAACAAUUCUUUCCAGAUGAGGGAUCUGAGAUCUCAAGAGGUCAACUGACCCAGGAUAAUGGCAGGAAUUAGUAUGAAGAGGAAGACUUUGAAGCCAGUACUGAUCUGCUUGGAAAUGAGAGAAGAUGACCUGAAUUCUGGUAAUAGCUCUAGAUAGGGUGGAAUGGCCUUCAGAAGAAGAAGUGUGCCUGAGUGGUAAUAACUGAAGAGUGAGUCUAGAAAUGGCAGAAACAAACAUUACCUUACCUUUGUUGUAUUGUCUACUAGGUUCAGUCUACCAGACUGAAAGUGUCUCCCUUACUGAAGUGGGAGGACAGUUAAGCAGUGCUUUCUGGAGAAGUGGGUGGGACAAAUGUCUAUAUGUAUCAGAAAAUGGAUGAUGAAGUGUAGAAAUAUCUAAACUAAAUAGAAGUCAACAAUAGAAUGGGAAUUUCAAAGAGUACAAUGGAAGGGAUAAACUGGGACUUGGAUAGAGAUGAGAUAUUGGGAAAAUAGUAUCUAGGGAAAGGAUUUUUUUACCUAGGCAGCUGGGACUGAAUCAUAGGGAUAAGGAGAAGAAAGUAUAUUUGUUAGCCAUGGGAAUGGAGUGAGAGAACAUUUAGCUGGGGCUCUCACCAUUUAGGGCCCUUUUGUGGUAAAAGUAAUCCUUGAGUUCUCUCUCAAAUACCAGGAAGGAAGAGAAACUAGGAUUGGUGUCCUAGGCCUCAUUCCUAUUCUGAAGGCAAGAAGAUUGGCAUCUGAUGCUUGUCUUGGAGGUCAGAGGCCUAAUGCCUGAGUAUCAGUAGCCUCUGAGGCAGUAGGUUAGGAUAGAAGAGAGAAAUGGGGGUGCGCAUAGGAGUGAGGAGAGGAGAUUAGGAUGCUUGGGGAAUGGGUGAAAGGUGAAAGAAGGUACCCUAUUCCCCAACCCCUAGUGGGAGCUCACAAAAGCAUUGCUCUUCCUUCCCUGGUGGUGUUGGUCCUACCAGCAGACCUCCUCAGUGUUAACUUCUUCCUUUCUCUAAGUACCACAUUCUCAUCUAAAUGAACCAUUUGGAACAGGUCCAUUUCAAUUUCAAAUGAUAAAAAGUGAAGGUAUAUGAGUGGUUCAAAUCAUCAGUGAGUUCUCUUCUUUGUCAUUUUCUUCUGCUGUCAGAUCAGCAUUUCCAUCUCAGCCCCUGAAAUGGUGCCUUUAUCCAAGUGGGUUUGUUGACCAAGACAAGUAGAUUUAAUUGACAUCAUUAUAGAGAAGCGAAGCAGUUUAUUGGAACAGCUAAGUGGCACAUUGGGCUUUGAGUCAGGAAGAUCUGAGUUCUAAUCCAGCUUCAGACACUAGCUGUGUGAGCCUGGGAAAGUCCCAUUACCCUGUUUCAUUUCCUUGUUUGUAAAAUGAGCUAGAAAAGAAAAUUGCAAAUCAUUCUGUCUUUGCCAUCUAUCCUUGCAAUCUAUCUUUGCCAAGAAAAUCCAAAAUGGGAUUAUUAAGAGUAGGACAUGAGUGAAAAACAAAAAGCUAUUUAUUGCAAGAAGUGGCUUAGGUAAAAUGUUAACUAGAGCCUUACGGAUUCUAGUAUGAAGUUAAGGAAAGUCUUGUGCCUAGUCCUUGAAUAUCAAAUCAACCAACCAACCAAUAAAUAUCUAUUCAGUGCCUUAUAAUGUGCCAAUCACUGUCCUAGGUCCUGAGAAAGCAGAUUAAAAAUGAAACAAUGCUUGCCCUCAAAGAACUUAUGUUUUAUUGUGUGUGUGAAAAGAAAAAAAAUUAUUAAAAUGUUAUUAGAGAGAGGGCACUAACUGGAUAAGGAGUGGAUAUAAAGAGUUUUCCUACCAAAGAUAUUGAUUGUAGUCUUGAAGGAAGUGAAGAAUUCUGAGGGAGCACAUUCCAAGUAUGAUGUGGGAGUCAGUGCAAAAGCAUAAAGACAGGCGAUGUUAUUUUGUGUGUGAGGAACAACCAGAAAGCCAAUUUGAGUAGAUUAUAGUAGAGUUUGGGAAAGGGAAUAAUGUAUGAAGAGGCUGGAAAGCCGGGUUGGGAUCAGAUUGUGAAAGGCUUGAAAAGCCAGAAAGAGGAGUUCGUCUUAGAAGCAAUUCACUGGAGUUUGUUGAGGAUUGGAAUGAUAUGGUCAGAUCUGAACCCAAGGAAAAUUGCUUUGGGAGGAUGGAUUGGAAUGAGAGAUUGGAGGUAGUGGAGAGCACCAUGAGAUGAGGUUAUAGUUCAGGUGAGAGAUGAGCACAUCACCUUGGGUGGUAUUACUGAGAGUGAUGAGAAAGGUCAAAUGGGAAGGGUUGCAGAGAAAUAGCAAGAUUUCCCAGCUUAAAGAGAAUAAGAAGUUAUUAACAUUAAAACUGUGAAAUUAGGAGGCUAGAAAUAUGGUGGAAUAUUUGGUAGAAAUAGAAAAGUUCAAAAGGGUGGGUUUGGGGGAGGACAUGAAUUCUGUUUUAGACAUGCUGAGUUUCAGAUAUUUAUGAUAUGUGCAGUUUGAUAUGUCUAAUAUCCAAGUGUGGGAAUGGAGCUUAGGAAAAAGAUCAGAGCCUAUUUGGAAGUCAUUGGCAUAAAGAUGGUAAUUAACCCAAUAGGAGGUCAUGAAGUGAAAGAAUGUAGAAAGAAAAGAUAAGUGUUGUUUCCAUGGUGUUCUCCAGUGUUGACCAAAAGGUACCUGUGUCACUUCCAUUUACACUGACUUUACUCCGUUCCUUUCUGACAUCCUUGGUCAGGACAGUGAUUUUAGGACCCUGAUAUUUAUAUGGCUCUGAAUAGUUUCCCAAGCACUUUCUUAUUUGUUGGUCCCUUCAAUCACUAGUGUUAUAACAUUAAGUUUUUGUUAUGUGUACCUGUGGUCAGGGUUGGAGAUGCAAAGAUGAAAAUGCUUUCCUUGUCCUCAGAGUACUAGCUUACAGGUUAAUGAAGGAAGGGAAGAAUCAUUGAUAGGACCAAAAGGAGAGGCCCAGAUAAUGUAUUAGAAGCAAAAUUUGGGAAAGAAGUUAUAACACAUUUUCAGGCGUUAAGAGUUGGGAAUGCAAGGAGGCUUCAUGGAGGAGCUGGCAUCACAUUUGAACCUUGAGGGAAGGAAAUUAUUUCAGCGGAUGAAAAUGAUUUUGAGGUUGUCCUAGAUGAGAGAUGGAGGGCAGGAUGAGAUAGGGAAAGACAAACUUUUAAGAUGGGUUAUUAAUUAUCCUCUCCUUUCCCCUAUCUCCCAUUUUAUCAAUAAGGAAAUAGCAACAGAGUCCAAGUAAGUUGUCUACAAUCAACAUUAGAACUGGGCUUUGAACUUAAGCAUUCUUGCCAGAUUUGACUUUUACACCCUCUUGCCUUCUCUAUGUGUAAACACCAGUUUGUCCUCAUGAUGUGAAGACCUAUUACCCUUUUCUAAUAAUCCAGAUGAAGGCAAAUUCUUCCCAGAACCUCUCUUCACCUCCAUGCCCUUGAUUGCAAAUUGAAAGCGAGUGGGGGAAGAGAAUAAAAAAUGUCCUGAAGAGUCUUCCUUGGCUCUCAAUUGCUGUUGCGUGUGUUUUCUGGUAAGAAACAGCUGAUGAGGCUGUACCUUUUCCAAGCCUGUUGGAGAGCAGAAUCCUCCCAGCCUUGGAUUUUGGUCAGCUUUCUUUCACCUCUGUGGACAAGAGAGUGACAAGACCAAAAAUUGGUUCCCUAGAGUUUCAGUAAAUAAAAUAAGUUUCAGGAGGAAAGAGAACUGGUUGAGCCAGUCAGGUGGAAGAAGCGGCUGGGACAGAGCCAAUAGCACCCCCAAGGGCAGCCUGGCUAUUCGAAAAGAUGACUGACACUAAUGGUCCAAGGCCUGGUCCCCAUCUCUGCCCAGUUAGUUAGUAAAUCUAGUGACCUGCUAUAGGAAGAAAUAAUAGAUAAAAUCCUAGGUUUUUAAUAGCUAAAAGAGACAAGGGUAUCAUAUAGUUCUCCACAUCAUAGAGAAAAUAGGCUAAGAAUAGUUGUGACCAAAGUGCAGCUAAUGUGAAAAUUUCAGCUAAUGAGUAGCCAGGAUUUGAAUCUAGGGCUUCAGUCCCCACUAGUCUGCUAUACUUUCUAUUAUACUUAAUAAAGCUGCCUUUUUGACUGACCAAGUCAUUAGGUGGCCAACUCAAGGCAAGUAACACAGGACCUGAGGCAGGAUACUGAGCCUGCGGGACUCUCUCUUAGAAGACCUGAGUUCCAGUGUCCUUGUUGAUUUGAGAAUAAUUUUAGGCAAGUCACUUUCCCUCCUAUUGCCUCAUUUUUUCUGUACAGGGGAUAUAUCAAAAAACCUUCCUUGUUCUGUGUGGCUGGCAGGUGGCAGAAUAAUAAAAAUAUGGAGGUGCUCUAGUAUGUAUAACAAUUUUUAUGGGUAUUUAGGGAAGUCAGAGAUUUGAUAUGGAGCCCAUAGUCAUGUGGUCAGCAGGAUUGAAUCCCUGGGGGCCUUUGAGUGGGAUGUGAAUCUACAGGAUCAUUUUGGUCCCUUGCCAAAACCCUGCUCUUGCUGGCUCAGCUUGCAGAGAUUUUUUCCCUUCUGUAAUUCUCUCCACUUGAAUUCUCAUCUUGUUCUCAGCCCAGUCUUGUGUUAUUUUUAUGUUCCUGAUACAUUUUUACUUCUAACUUCAGUUAUCUUUUCACAUUACAUUACUGUCUACCUUCUGCAAGCCAUAAAUGAAGGGAUAUUAGGGAAUGAGUCUAUGGUUCAGCAUGGUGUAGUGAAGACAGCACAGGCUUUAGAUUUGGGUAUAUAUGUUGGCUUUAUUUUCUAGUGUUUAUGUGACUUUUGGCUUAGGGAUCACUCUUUGGGCUUCAUUUUCCUUAGGUCAAAAGUGACAGAAUUGUACUAAAUGAUGUGUAAGGUUCCUUCUACUUCUGAAUCCAAUGAUAUCAUAAUUUAGUCUGGUCUCCUUCAUAUGGUAGCUAAUCUCUGCUUUUAUCCCCUAUUCCUAGUCCUAACCUUUUUUGGGGAGAAUAUGUUUUUAUACUUCUGUCGGUAAGAAUAAUCAUUCAUGAUUCCUAGAUUCAGAGCAGGAUAGGAUCUUGAAGGCCAGUUAAUGUAGUCCCCUUCUUUUAUAAAUUAAACAACUGGACUCAUAGAGCUUAAGAAGUAUGUCCAUGUUCAUACAGGUGUAUCAGAAGUGGGAUUUGAAUUGAGGUCCUUUUAAUCCAGAGCUAAUCUUUUCAUAUUGCUUCCCUACUUGUGUAUGUCAGUCAGUUAACAAUUAAACACUUGCUAUGUGCUAGAUACUGCUAAGCACUGGGGAUACCAAAAAAAAGGGCAAAAAUGAGAAAACAUUUCAUUUCAAUGAUUAAGUUUUAAGCCAUUUUAAUAAGUUUCCUAAUUGGAUGUUAGGAGCUUUGGGGAGCAACUAGAUGGUACAGUGGAUGGAGUGCCAGGCCUAGAGUCAGAAAGAUCAUUUGCUUGAGUUCAAAUCCAACCUUAGAUAUUUACUAGUUGUGUGAGCCUGGGUAAGUCAUUUCACCCUAUUUGCUUUCAUUUCCUUAUCUGUAAAGUGAGCUAGAGAAAGAAAUGGUAAAUCACUCCAGUAUCAUUGUGACCCCCAGGUGAGGGGAUCACAAAGAGUAGGACAUGACUGAAAAAGGAUCUUUUGAGGCUUUUGCUGCUGGCCCAUAAUAUCCUCUUACUCAGAGAGGUAAAAAACGUAAAGGGCAUAAGAAUUGGCAAUCCUGCAGUGGAAACUGAACCACAGAAUUCUAAUGUGGCCCUAAGCCAAGUACAGCAAUGGUCUGUUGUUGAGAUAAAAGAUCUCAAGUUGUGACAGGUGUUCAGGUAAUGCUGCCUUUAGAUUUCAGCUCUACAAUAGUGGCAGAAUCUCUCUGCCCAGACAUUCUACCCCCUACCCUUCACCCACCUCUAUCCUAGGAUAGAAGAAGGUAGAAACUAGUUGCCUUCAUUUUCUGCUUCACAAACUCCAAAUCCCUGGUCUCUCCUAAAGAGCCACAAACAUUUAUUAUAUUUCCCUUAAUGAUUUUUAAAAAUGCUUUUAUAUAAUAUGAAGAGUCAUUUUUCAGUCUAACUCUGAUCUCACUUAGGGUUUGCUUGGCAGAGAUACUGGAAUGGUUUGCCAUUUCCUUCUCCAGCUCAUUUUAAAGAUGAGGAAACUGAGGCAAAUAGGGUAAAGUGACUGACCCAGGACUACCCAGCUCAUAAGUGUCUGGGACUGAAUUUGAACUUAGGAAGAUAAGUCUUCUUGACUCCAGACCCAGUGCUCUAUCCAUUGCUUCACCUAAGUGCGAGUUCUUUUUUAUGUUAGCCAAGAUGUGGUGAUAUGUUUACAAAUUUCAGGAGUUCUUAAUGUUAGACAUUAAAUUGGGCUGAGGACUCAGGAAGUACUAGUUUGAUGUUUCUCUUUCUGUGACUUCAUCUAUGGCAGGUUAUAGUGGAAAGAACCUUACCUACCUCCUGAGUCCAGGACUCUUUCCUUUGACCCACUGUCUGCUUCUCUCUAAUCAUAAUGGAAUAGCAGGCAAGCUGAAAUUCUGAUUAGUAAAUGGCUUCACAGCACAUUAUUGAUCUCAUUCUAGUCCUGGCUCUGCUACUGACUGUGUGUGACCUUAAACAAAGUCAUUCCUCUUAAAAUUUAGUGAAUAUUUAUUAACAUUCUACUAUGUGCAAGGGGUCACAAAGAGAGAAACAAAAGUCUUUGACCUCAAGGAGUUUACAUUCUACUGAAAGUGAGGUGGUGGGAAGGGGUAGAAGAUACCUGAGUACACAUAUACUUAGCUAACAUAAGUCUACAGAAUGUACCUUUUAGAGGGAGACAACAUUAAGAACUAAGGCAGGGAGAAGAAAGGUCUUGGGUAGAGAUAGCAUCUGAGCUGAACCUUGAAGAAAGCAAGGGAUUCUAAAAGGCAGAAGCAAAGAGGGGUGGGGAUGUUUCAGACAUGGUGUGGGAAAGAUGGAAUACUGUGGAUAGAGAGCAGCAACAAGACUGGCACAAAGUAUUAAAGAACAGUAUGAAUUAGAUAGGGUAAGAAAGGUUGGGAAGGGCUUUAAAUACCAGACUGAGAUUUGGUAUUUUAUACUAGAGCCAAUAGGGCACCACUUAAGAUAUUUGAAUAGGAAUGUAACAUGAUCAGAUCUAGGUAAGUCAGGACAGGGUGCAGGGAUGGAAUGUUCUUCCAGUAUGAAUCAAAUGGGAGGGAUAUGAAGGCAAAAACGAUUGCUUAGCAGCCAGUUAUGUAUGGGAGAUUGAUUCUGAGGUUGCAGACCUAGGUGCCUGGAAGAAUGGUGGUGCCCUCAACAGAAAUAGGAAAUUUGGAGGAAGUUGGGUUUUGAGGAAAACAAAGUAAGUUCCAUUUGGGAUAUGUUGAGUUGUUGAUAUGCCUAAAGGACUUCUAAGGGGAAAUAUCUAGCAAGUGCUGUGGGUAAUAUGAAUGACUUGAUAGUCCUGUCCUUGGAGUAGAAACCAGAGUUCACAUCCUGUUCCAUCACUUAAUAAUAGUGUCACUUCUGGGCAAGUCACUUGAUUUUAGAAGUUUCCUCCUGUAUAAGAUGGGAAUAAUAAUAGGAUCUACCCACUUGGGAGGACCAAAUGAAAUUAUGGAUAUAAAGCACUUGAAAAACUUAAUACCAUAUAAAUAUUAGCACUUAUUAAAGAGAGGGAGCAUAACAUAGUGGAUAGAAAGCCAGUCUUCAAGCUCAGGUAGACCUGUGACUAACACACAUUGACUUACUUUCCUAGGACUCUAAGCUAAUGGUACCAAACUGAUAUCCCUACAUAAGGAUCCCUGCAGACUUAUUGGCUUAGUUUUAAAAUGUAAAAUCCAUAUUUUAUUGUAUUUUUAUUUUGUUAAAUAUUCCUCGAUACCAUUUUAAUCUGGUUCCGCUUCCCUCCUUCCCCUCCCCCUUCCCCGACAAUGGCUCCACCAGUCACUUUUGUUCUGGGCUGCUCUUCAGUUUAAAAAUUGCAGGGAAGGGGCUAACCUUCUUUAGGAGAGAAGACCUUCAUGCCUUACAUGGGAGUUCUUCAGUCCUUAUACUAGUAGCCAGUAGUGUUAAGUAGUAUUGUGGGUCUAGAAUUCAGGAUGGAGCUUAGGUUAGAUAGAUACGGUUUGGUCUCAUCUGUCUAAAAGUAAUAAAUGAAUGAAAGGCGGACAGUGAGAUCACCAAGAGUAAGAAUGUGGGCCGAGAAGAGGACCCAGCAUAUUGUUUUGGAUGACACUUAGUGGCAGAAGAAAGAUGAUCCAGGGCAGGUAAUCCAGAAAAGGAAGAAGAAUUCGAAUCAAGCAGUGAGUACCACAUAAGCCAACAGGAAAGAGUCUAAGGGGAAAAGGUCUGAAUAGUGUUAAAAGGUACAGAGAGCUCAAAUGGUAUGAGCACUGAGAAAAGUCCAUGGAAUUAAGAAGUUCAGAAAUUGUUGAUGACCUCGGAGAAAGUGCUCAACAAAAUCAGAGGGGCAGAAGCCAGAAUGCAAAAGGUUGAGAAAUGAAGUGUGGGAAUGGAGAGAAUGAGUAUAAACAGCCCUUGGUAGGACCUUUGGCUGUGAAAAGAUAUGUAAAUUAAUAGCUUGAAGAAAUGUGAAGGUUAAGCAAAGGGUGUUUUUUUGAGGAUGAGAUAGAGGCAGAUUUAUAGAGGGCAGAUUAGGAGAUAGUAGUGAUGGUGGUACAAUCUUUGCUAAAAUCUUAAAGGAAUCACAAAGAGCCAGACUCGAUUGAGGUGUGGAGUGGCCCCUAUUUUCUUGGUAAAGUAGGUAAGGCACACUACUGAGAGGGAGGAAUCAAGAGAUAUGGAGGAGAGAGAGAGAAGACAAGUUUUGGAACAGCUUGGAGAGACCAUCAGGGAGAAAUAAAAGGGCUUGCCAUUCAGUAAAGCCAGCUGAAAUCUGAUCAUUUUAAUCUAUAUAUAUGAUAUUUCUCACUGACUUUCAACAGCAUUCAAGUAGGAAUCAAGUUCAAGAGUUGAAGUCCCUAGGCCAGCAGCUAUAGGACAAGAGAACAAAGAAAUUAAGAACAAAGGAUAGUAUGGAGUUGACCUUGUUAAGCCCUACAAAAGGAGAAACUUAAGACUAGAGCUGGAGAUAAUGAAUUCUGAGACUAAUAGGUUUAGGAGGGGUGAAGGAGGAGUGAUGGGAAGAUAGGUGGUUGUAAUCAAACAAAGGAAUUUCAGAUUUCUAGCUCCUGGAGGCAAAAGAAUUAUGGGUAAUGGUAACAUUAAAUGUAUGAUCCUCCCUGGGAGCUGCUGAAAUGGAGUGAAGGUCAUGGGAGUCAAGGUUAAUGAUUUGAUAGGGUGAGCCAAAUAUUAGUAUGCAUAGGGUUAUCAUGGUGUAUAGAGAGCACUGGACUUGGAGUCAGAAAGAUAGGUUCAAACCCUGCCUCAGAAAUUUCUAGUUCUGUAAUCCUAUACAAACCAUUUAACAUAUCUGAGGUUCUUCUAUAUAAUGGGGAUUUUAAUAGCACCUUCUUUGAUCAUAUUUUGAGAUUCAAAUGAGAGAAUGUCUAUAAAAAAGUUUUCAAACCUUAAAGCACUAUAUCAAUAUGAGCUAUUGUGAUUUAAACUCCCAAGAAUGAGACCAAGCUUUGGGGUGGAGUAGAAGACUGACAGCCAUUUGAUGAAAUCCUUGAGAAAGGAGGGAUAAUCACUUGAGUGCUGGUAGAUGAAUAGAACUAGGAAUUGUGUUCAGUUAAUAUGAAAUAAAUAUGGGACAUACAGAAUAA
Antechinus flavipes (yellow-footed antechinus) is the source of this 16276-nucleotide messenger RNA. It is a transcript of the gene ZNF341, whose product is annotated as zinc finger protein 341. NCBI's taxonomy places the organism in Eukaryota, Metazoa, Chordata, Mammalia, Dasyuromorphia, Dasyuridae. The record is from RefSeq and is a predicted model, not a curated record.